AUGCAAUCGGACUCGAGUUCAUCUGACGAGACGGAACGAUAUAUUAAUCUCUUCACAAUGACGCAUCAUGCGAUUGAUCAAGAGGUUCGCGAUACUGUCUCCUCUUCAAGAAAGUAUACAAACAGAGACAAUCGUUUUGAGCCGCACGACCAUCUUGUUCGAGAUUACUUUGCCGAGGAACCGAAAUUUGAUGAUGAUUUUUUUAGAAUACGGUUUCGGAUGAGUAGACGGUUGUUUGUGAAGAUAGCUACAGAUUUGGAAAGCAAUUUUGAAUAUUUUCAAAGGAGGUUCCACAGUUGUGGGAAAAUUGGGUUCUCGGCUUUACAGAGGUAA
Molecule: messenger RNA, 333 nt
Organism: Erigeron canadensis
Lineage: Eukaryota; Viridiplantae; Streptophyta; Magnoliopsida; Asterales; Asteraceae
Exons: 1
Coding region: 1-333 (110 amino acids)
Source: RefSeq, a predicted model, not a curated record